Messenger RNA from Aspergillus bombycis, 873 nucleotides. RefSeq lists its product as uncharacterized. The coding region runs from base 1 to 873 and encodes 290 amino acids. The record is from RefSeq and is a predicted model, not a curated record. The transcript has 3 exons. Lineage: Eukaryota; Fungi; Ascomycota; Eurotiomycetes; Eurotiales; Aspergillaceae.
AUGGCUAUCGCGAAUGGCUAUGGCAAGCAUUCUAAGUCACUCUCCGAGACAAGCAUAGAAAACAUCAUGAAGUCUCAAUAUGCUGCGGCUAUUCUCUUUAUCGCCAGCAUGCUUUUCUCUAAACUAUCGGUCAUUUAUUUUAUCCGAAAUGUGACGCCGGCAUUCCAUCCCGAUCGACUGAUCACUGCUAGCCUGCAGGCUUUGACUAUCCUGUGGGCUGGCAUUGGUAUUCUCACUGCUGCAUUCCAAUGUAAAUUGCCUCGGACCUGGGACUAUGUCCACGGCCAAUGCAUCCAACGUGGAAACUGGUGGAAUUAUCUGUGUGUGAUGAAUAUUCUGACCGACACUGGGGUGAUGGCUUAUGGGAUCUUCAUCGUCGUGCGGCUUCAAAUGCGCCUGAAGAGGAAGGUUAUACUGAUGAUUAUUUUCGGAUUGCGCACCUUUGUUAUUGCCGCCAGCGCUUGUCAGGCUUUCUACGCCAACCAAGCAGCCGAGUCCCCCGAUCCGAUGUCUGAUACCUCGCCGUUUACCAUAUCUACUCAGGUCACCCAGUGUUUGGGGCUCAUCACCUGUUGCUCGCCUGAAUUGAAGCCAUUCAUAGAGAAUCUUCGCUCAUUGGGCUUCUAUGUUGACGGGAAAUCGCGUCACGACGCUUCUGCAGUGAGAUACAAUGAUCGGAUGACACGAUCACAUAACGAGGAGAACCCUUGGUGCAAGCAGCAUGAGUUGGAGACUAUUUCUCACUUGAAGAGCUCUCAUCGAACCGUUGUUACUGCGUCGUCAUCAAAACGAGAUUGGGAUGAAGGAAGCCAGUCGAGCCAGGCUCACAUCAUCCAUGAAGUCCGUACAUGGACUGUUACCGAGUCGGUAUGA